CAUUGAAUACACUUUUUUUAUUAUUACAUUUCGGACAAUUGCUAAAGAUUCCUUGUGAAAAUAUGUCAAUGACUUUAUAAUAUGAUGCUGGAAUUUCAAAAGCGUAUGGCACUACUAACAGAAUUAUGUAAAAUUUUUAAAUCACUCAAUGAUUACGAACAAGAGAUAUGGACAACUUAAUCGCUGAUGAUACAAUUGUACAAUUAGUAUACAAUUCAUCCUUAUGCUAUAGUCAAACUUAGAACUCAACCAAAUGGCUAAAUAAAUUCUAAGAUAAACAUAACAUUUUACUAACGAAAUGUUUAUUCCUAUGUUGUGACAGGUUGGCAAUGGUCAUUGCGUCUAUAUGUGGCCCUGGCUUUUGCAUUACCAGUGUUGAAUGUAUUGAAAAGAGUGAUGCGAAACGUUUCAGAAAAUUACAAUCUGACAUACAAAGAAUUGUAGAUGAAGAAUUUAUGACUAUUAAUCAAAUAGCCUAUACCGAAUGCCUCAUAGAAAAAAUUGGCAAUAGAGCGUCAGACGAAAGAUUAAAAGUACGUAUGCAUUUACUGAGUGAUGUUUUUACUAUCUUCAAAAGCUUUACUACGUACUCGAAGCUGCUUAUGUUCUUCAGAAUCACUACAGUAUCUUUUCUUAGUUGACUAUAACAUUUCAUCUUCAACAGCAGGAAGCAGCAUCAGCAACAUUAUCUUCUGUACGUCAACCAAUUGAUUGGAGAUCAAUUCGAUUAGAUUCACCUGCUGAGACUUCGGCUACUUCUGUGCUUGUGCCAGAUCUCGAUGAAGUUACAGUAUUAUUACAUGACGAACAAUACUCUCAAUAUGCAAUUGCUCCAGCUACUCCACCACCAUCAUAUUAUAAAGUCAUUGACAUAUUUUCACAAGGAAUCUUUAGCAAUUGUCCGAAAUGUAAUAAUAAAAAAAGUGUAUUCAAUGCACAAUAUUGUACGAGGGCUGGACGACAUCCCCAAAAAUCGAGAUAUUGUUCCAUUUCCAGCAGAAAGACUUCAACCCCCAUAAAGUCAAGCAGAAAUGCUUCUUCAGCAACCACAAUCCAUUAUGCAAAUCAUUCACUACGGAGACAAUACCGCAAGCGACAGGAAGAAAUCAUUCAUCGAUAUCUCCCUUUACAAAGAGAAAUUGAAAUCAAAUAAGGAGAUAUUGAUUUUCUUUUUUUUUCUUUUUAUAGAUACGUUCUAGGAGAAAUCGUUUUUCUUGUAGAGAAAUCUAUAAUUGUCGAGUAGAAAUCAUUCAUCGAUAUCUCCCCUUACAAAGAGAAAUUGAAAUCAAAUAAGGAGAUAUUGAUUUUCUUUUUUUUUUCUUUUUAUAGUCGUAACACACCGUAACUCACAGGCCUUAUUUGACUUGGAAUCGACAAUUACAUAAUACGUAUCAUUUAUCAAGACAUUUACAUAGCACUGAUAUCUAAAUGAAUAAUCUGCAAAAA
Messenger RNA from Rotaria sp. Silwood2, 1446 nucleotides. NCBI's taxonomy places the organism in Eukaryota, Metazoa, Rotifera, Eurotatoria, Philodinida, Philodinidae. The record is from the annotation of a GenBank genome assembly.